CUCGUCCGCAUACUACCUGUUAUAUAUUCGUCGCUACUGAAUUGAGAAUAAACUCAAACAAACUGAACUGAAUCCUAGUACUGACGCAUGAGGCACGCCGCUAGCUGCCUCAUACAAAGACGUUUCGCAAGUUAUUCUAAGAUAACAUAACCUGUCAAUAAGAUAGCACCGUAAAAGUAUGGCAGCUGGAAAUUUUAUAGCAGAAUGCGUUAACUUGAGCAGAAGCAUGAAUUGAGAAUGUCAAAAGCUUACACUGAAUCACAGUGAAAGAUACCAACUUGCAUUGUUUUAUGUACCGGCGGGUCUUGAAACUUGCGAGAGAUUUCGUAAACUGCGAGUGAAAUGGCAAAAUAAAGGAAGUGUCUAAUUUUCCUUUGUGCCUCUUUAUUGGUAACCUACGCGUUGAUAAUCAUUUCUCGGUCAGAUCUUCGUGAUGUAUUCCAAACAGUCCAACGUUUUCUUUCAGACGCCCCAAAACUUGAGUGCUAUUUAAUAUUCGUGAAUUUUUAGAGGUAAUAUUACAUGCUCUAAUAAGGCGUCUGCUAUUAUAUUACAGAUAAGUCAUUUUUGUAAAGGCAAGAAUGGAAGCCACCCGCACAACCGUUUUGCACCGAACAUGCAUAACAAGAUGUGCGAUGGUGCUUCAACUUGGGAGGUCAUCAGCAAGAAUGAUGACUUCAAAGAGCUGCCCCCACCCGACAUGUCCAAACUCAUCCAGGUGGAUUUUGAAGAAGUUCAGCAAAAACGUAAAACGAUCCAGCGAAUUGUUUUUGCUCUGGACGUUUCCCGUAGCAUGUCGAGACACAAUCGACUGCAAAUGGUGAAGGAUGCGGUUGUUGGCUUCCUCCUGAGCUUACUCGACGACUCGAUCCGGCUCGCCAUCGUCAAGUUCAGCAGGGUGGCAGAGGUGCAGCACCCGAUGACAACUGUCAAUAAAGCAACCGUGGGAGGCUUUCGCGUUGCUGUGCAUAACAUGUCAACGUCUGGCGGCACCUGUAUUGGUUGCGCUCUGGAGAAGGCUUUUGAGGUGCUGCGUUCUGUUAACGAGACUCCAGAGGGUGCAGUUAUAGUGCUUUUGACCGACGGCUUAGAGAAUGAACACCCCUACAUUGACGACGUCUUGCCGCAACUCUUAGAGGAAAAGGUCGAAGUUCUGGCUAUGGCAAUAGGAGACAAGGCUGAAGACAAGCUUGAGAAGACUGCUUCAGCAACAAAAGGGAAGACCUUCUUUUUUCCAGACAGCCAUGAGAACACGUCGAAGGCCUACAUCGAAGCUACCGAAAGUCAAGAGCACGGGCACACUAGACAGCGUUUGGGGCUGAUCACUCCCAAUGAUACUGCAGAAAGUACCACCAGUGUACCAGUGGCCGACGGCGACGAGACCAUGGGCUUCUAUAAUGACAAAUUCAGCCCACAAGAAGGAGCGCUGAAAGCCAUUCCGGAAAUAUCUGAUCGCGCCUUGAAAAACCAGAUAGGCAAACUGGCUGAUGUAGCAGAACCACAUUCCCUCCAGUCGGCUGACAGCAAGUGCUUCCAGCUCUCCGGAUUCAAUUCGAAGAUCGGCAUCCAAAUGUCGUUGGCAGAUUCAGUGGGAAGCGGCGCAGUCAAACUGAUCACUAUGGGACCAGGCUUUUGA
This is a messenger RNA of Dermacentor andersoni, 1636 nucleotides long. RefSeq names its product calcium-activated chloride channel regulator 1-like. The record is from RefSeq and is a predicted model, not a curated record. Lineage: Eukaryota; Metazoa; Arthropoda; Arachnida; Ixodida; Ixodidae.